AUGCCAAUCCAAGAUAUCCUCAGCAAGAUCAAACCCUCCCGAGGGGCGGCUAUGCCAAUCCAAGAGAUCCUCAGCAAGAUCAAAUCCUCCCGAGGGGCGGCUAUGCCAAUCCAAGAUAUCCUCAGCAAGAUCAAACCCUCCCGAGGGGCGGCUAUGCCAAUCCAAGAGAUCCUCAGCAAGAUCAAAUCCUCCCGAGGGGCGGCUAUGCCAAUCCAAGAUAUCCUCAGCAAGAUCAAAUCCUCCCGAGGGGCGGCUAUGCCAAUCCAAGAUAUCCUCAAUAAGAUCAGAUCCUCCCGAGGGGCGGCUAUGCCAAUCCAAAGAUAUCCUCA
Molecule: messenger RNA, 329 nt
Organism: Perkinsus marinus ATCC 50983
Lineage: Eukaryota; Perkinsozoa; Perkinsida; Perkinsidae
Exons: 1
Source: RefSeq, a predicted model, not a curated record